AUGCCCGCCUGGCUCGCCCCUGUCCUCGCGGGCGUCGCCGUCCACGCCGCCAUCCAGCUGGUCGAGAUCGACAUGUUCCUCCCGCACAUCGGCUGCGCGCUCCUCAGCCUCGCCGCGCUCUUCAUUGGCCUCAACGUGCACGUCUUCGACACCACCACCUACCUCUCCGCGACUGCAGAGCUUGCCCACGCAUCUGCCCUGCUCUCGCUCGGCCUGGCGGCUUCGAUUCUGGUGUACCGCGGUUUCUUCCAUCGCUUGAGGCGCUUUCCGGGGCCGUGGCCAGCGCGGUUGACUAAGUUGUAUGCGGUAUGGAAGUCGGCGAGGUCGGUGCAGUGGCAUAGAGAGUUGGAGAGGAUGCAUGAGGAGUAUGGGGAUGUGGUGAGGACGGGUCCCCGCGAGCUCUCCAUCGCCCGCGCCGAAGCCCUCAUCCCCAUCGCCGCCUGCCGCAAAUCCACCCUCUACGCCCUCUCCGACUGGAACGACGACCGCCUUGGCCUCAUCGAGACGCGCUCGCUCACCGAUCACCGUCUCCGCCGCAAGCCGUGGGAAUUGGCACUCAACGCCAAAUCCCUCGCCAAGUACGACCCCGAAAUGCAAUCCACCAUCGGCCUCUUCCUCGACGCCAUCGCCACGGCCGGCGACUCCGGAGCUGAAGCGGUUAAUGUCACCGAAUGGGUCGCGUACUUGGCGUACGAUUUGAUGGGGGUGGUGGGUUUUGGACGCGAUUUUGGGCAGUUGAGUGGGGGCGGAGUGGAGCAUUGGGCGGUCAGGGCGCUGAGGGCGCAGCAGCUAUUUAUCGGGGUGUUGAAGCCGGUGCCGUGGGCUUUGAAUGCCUUGUCUAAGAUUCCGGGGGCGGAUGGGCCAGUGAGGCCAUUUGUGUCGUAUUGUGCCGGGUUAGUGAAGGAGAAGCGGGAUGCCCUCGCCGCAAACGACGACAAAUCCCAACCCCCAUCGGACAUAUGCACGCACAUCCUCCGCGCCUACGAAGCGCGCAGCCCGCACGCGCCACGCACACAAGCCGCCCUCAACGAAGACGGCCGCCUAAUCGUCACAGCCGGAGCCGACACCACGUCCAACACCCUCAUCAACACCUUCUACUACCUCUCCCGCCGCCCCGCCCUCUGGCGCCUCCUCCAACGCUCCCUCGCCCCGCUCUUCCCCCUCGGCCCCGAAUCCUUCACCUACCCCCACCUCGCCGCCAACCUCGCCGCCGCGCCCCUGCUCGACGCCGUCCUCAACGAGACGAUGCGCCUCAAGCCCGCGACCCCCGGCGGCAAUCCGCGCGUCACGCCGCCAGAGGGCUUGCGCGUGAUACUGCAUGACGAUGACGACGACGACGACGACGAGAGCGGCGUAGGCGUAGGCGUAGGCGUAGGCGCGGGUGAAGGCAAAGCCAAAGGCAAAGGCAAAGGGCGCGGCGCCGCACCCAACAACGUCCUGUACAUCCCGGGCAACACAGACGUGUACAUCUCGCCGCACGUGCUGCACCGCUCGCCGCGCUACUUUGUCCGGCCGGACGAGUUCCUGCCCGAGCGGUGGAUCGCGGAUCGCCGGCUGGGCGGACGGCCGGAGCUCAUCAGGCGUGGGAACGCGGGCGGUGGGGCGGGUGCGUUCUUCCCGUUUCAGGUCGGGCAGUUUGCGUGCGCGGGCAAGGCGUUGGCCAUGUGGGAGAUGAGGAGCGUGGUGGCGAGGGUGGCGUUGAGGUUCGAUUUGGGGUAUGAGGGGGAGGAGGAGGACGGCGGGGAGGAUGUGGUGGGGAGGGUGUUUGAUGAGGGGAUGAGGGAUACGUUUACGAUGACGUUGGGGCCGAUGUGGGUGAGGUUUAAGGAGAGGGGGAGGUGGUGGGAGGAGGGGGACGAGGUGGGGGUGGGGGCGUAG
Messenger RNA from Diplodia corticola, 1878 nucleotides. RefSeq names its product cytochrome p450. The transcript has 4 exons. NCBI's taxonomy places the organism in Eukaryota, Fungi, Ascomycota, Dothideomycetes, Botryosphaeriales, Botryosphaeriaceae. Gene Ontology annotation, molecular function: monooxygenase activity; iron ion binding; oxidoreductase activity, acting on paired donors, with incorporation or reduction of molecular oxygen. Bases 1 to 1878 code for a protein of 625 amino acids. The record is from RefSeq and is a predicted model, not a curated record.